Messenger RNA from Dama dama (fallow deer), 921 nucleotides. It is a transcript of the gene PLAAT5, whose product is annotated as phospholipase A and acyltransferase 5. Gene Ontology annotation, biological process: N-acylphosphatidylethanolamine metabolic process. Lineage: Eukaryota; Metazoa; Chordata; Mammalia; Artiodactyla; Cervidae. Gene Ontology annotation, molecular function: glycerophospholipid phospholipase A1 activity; A2-type glycerophospholipase activity. Gene Ontology annotation, cellular component: cytoplasm. The coding region runs from base 1 to 921 and encodes 306 amino acids. The transcript has 6 exons. The record is from RefSeq and is a predicted model, not a curated record.
AUGGGCCUGAGCCCCGCCGCCCGGGACGAGGGCGGGCGCCGCCUCCCUAGGCCCCCACGGUCCCGCGUCAGGCCCGCCUUGAGAACCGCGAGUACUGGGCCGAAUGGCACCCAGCCCGAUCCUGGACUUCCAGCCGGGCCCCGGUCAGGCCGCUGCGGGCGUGGGGCUUCUCCCCACCGAGCCGCCACGCCCGGGCCUGGAGCCUUCCGGGGUCGUUCUCCAGGUCCCAGCAGGCCCUCGGACCUCCAGAAAGAAGAAUCUGUGGGAUCUCAGGUGUUGGACCAGCUUUUGCCCAAGCAGCCGCAGCAGGACACGAUAGAACAGGGCAGAAGCAGUGUCCAGCAGGGGGAGAAGCCCGUAGUCAGCCUGGAGUCCACACCCAACCAGAAGAGAACAGAGUGGAAUUCAACCCCGAAGCCUGGGACUGCGGGCAGGUUAACGAAGCAAGCAGCGGAGGAUAAACCGAAACCCAGACCUGGAGACCUGAUUGAGAUUUUUCGGAUUGGCUAUGAGCACUGGGCCAUCUAUGUGGAAGAUGAUUGUGUGGUUCACCUGGCUCCCCCAAGUGAGGAGUUUGAGGCUGGCAGCAUCACUUCUGUCUUCAGCAACCGGGCGGUGGUGAAAUACAGUCGUCUGGAGGACGUGCUGCACGGCUGCUCCUGGAAGGUCAACAACAAGCUGGAUGGGACGUACCUGCCCCUGCCUGUGGACAAGAUCAUCCAGCGGACAAAAAAGAUGGUCAACAGGAUCGUGCAGUACAGCCUGAUCGAGGGCAACUGCGAGCACUUUGUCAACGACCUGCGAUACGGCGUGCCCAGGAGCCAGCAGGUGGAGCACGUGCUGAUGCAGGGAGCCAAGGCGGCAGGGGCGGUGCUGUCAGCCGUGGUGGACAGCAUAAGACCCAAAUCAGUGACGGCCUGA